Messenger RNA from Elephantulus edwardii (Cape elephant shrew), 1254 nucleotides. Its product is annotated as RNA polymerase II-associated factor 1 homolog. NCBI's taxonomy places the organism in Eukaryota, Metazoa, Chordata, Mammalia, Macroscelidea, Macroscelididae. The transcript has a single exon. Gene Ontology annotation, biological process: transcription elongation by RNA polymerase II. Gene Ontology annotation, molecular function: RNA polymerase II complex binding; chromatin binding. The record is from RefSeq and is a predicted model, not a curated record. The annotation marks the transcript as partial. Gene Ontology annotation, cellular component: Cdc73/Paf1 complex.
UGGAGGGCAGCGCCAGACUGCCUGGCCUAGGAUCGGUUGUCCGACUUCUUCGGCAGGCCGCUCUACAUUUCCCCCUUGGCACAGCCUGGACCUUGUUCAGGCCGUUGUCGCCUCGUCGCCAUGGCGCCCACGAUCCAGACCCAGGCCCAGCGAGGGGACGGCCACAGGCCUAAUUCCCACCGGACUCUGCCUGAGAGGUCUGGAGUGGUCUGCCGAGUCAAGUAUUGCAAUAGCCUUCCUGACAUCCCCUUCGAUCCCAAGUUCAUCACCUACGCUUUUGAUCAGAACAGGUUUGUCCAGUAUAAAGCACCUUCCUUGGAGAAACAGCACAAACAUGACUUACUAACCGAGCCAGAUCUGGGGGUGACCAUUGACCUCAUCAACCCUGACACAUACCGCAUCGACCCCAAUGUUCCCCUAGAUCUGGCUGAUGAGAAACUUUUGGAAGAAGAGAUUCAGGCUCCUACAAGCUCUAAGAGAUCCCAACAGCAUGCGAAAGUGGUGCCUUGGAUGCGGGAGACUGAAUACAUCUCCGUUGAGUUCAACCGUUAUGGCAUCUCCAACAAGAAGCCUGAGGUCAAAAUUGGAGUUUCUGUGAAACAGCAAUUCACUGAGGAAGAAAUAUACAAAGACAGGGAUAGCCAGAUCACAGCCAUUGAGAAGACAUUUGAGGAUGCCCAGAAGUCGAUCUCUCAGCAUUACAGCAAGCCACGAGUGACACCAGUGGAGGUUAUGCCUGUCUUCCCAGACUUUAAGAUGUGGAUCAACCCAUGUGCCCAGGUCAUCUUUGACUCAGACCCAGCCCCAAAGGACAAAAGCGGCGCAGCUGCAUUGGAGGUGAUGUCUCAGGCUAUGAUCAGGGGCAUGAUGGAUGAAGAAGGAAACCAGUGUGUGGCCUACUUCCUGCCUGUGGAAGAGACACUGAAGAAACGAAAGCGGGAUCAGGAAGAGGAGAUGGACUAUGCACCAGAUGAUGUGUAUGACUACAAGAUUGCUCAGGAGUACAACUGGAAUGUGAAGAACAAGGCUAGCAAGGGCUAUGAAGAAAACUACUUCUUCAUCUUCCGAGAGGGUGAUGGAGUUUACUACAAUGAAUUGGAGACAAGGGUCCGCCUCAGUAAACGUCGGGCUAAGGCUGGGGUUAAGUCUGGUACCAAUGCUCUGCUUGUGGUCAAACACCGGGAUAUGAAUGAGAAGGAACUAGAAGCUCAGGAGGCGCGAAAGGCCCAGCUGGAGAACCAUGAGCCUGAGGAG